CACAAGGAGCCGUAAUCAAACCUGCAAUCUUUCUUUAAAAAAAUUCCAUCGAAUAUACAUACAUACAUAUGUUUGUAUGUAUAUAUGCGCGUGUGUGUAUGUAUAUUUAGCUACAGCUGAGUCUUGUUCCUUCUUCAUCUUCUUCAGUCAAACCCCUCCUCGCAUCGCAAAGUUCGCCCAAAUUUAUUCUUCAUUCCGCCGCCUCCGAUUCUACAAUGAUAUCCUCCGUCAACCACCCCUCCCUCCAAAUCCGCGCUCCGGAUUUUCUCAGGCCGACGACCAGGUUUUCAGUUCGCCGAUCGCAGGUUUUGCAGCUGCUUCCACCGGCGGAACCUCCGCGGCGCUCGAUUAUCUCCCUUUCCAGACCGCUCCAUGUCUACACCGUUGAGUCAUUCUCUGAGAAGAACCGAUCGCCGGCGCUCCGCGCGUACGAGGCCGACCGAUCGGAGCCGAUCGCCGAUUCCACACCGGCGCAGCCUGAGGCGGCGAGGAGAGUGAAGAUCGGAGUUUACUUCGCCACGUGGUGGGGACUGAACGUGAUCUUCAACAUCUACAACAAAAAAGUGCUGAAUGCUUACCCUUUCCCAUGGCUGACCUCGACGCUCUCCCUGGCCGCGGGAUCGCUCAUAAUGUUGGUUUCCUGGGCGCUGCGAAUCGCCGAAACUCCCAAAACCGAUCUCGACUUCUGGAAAUCGCUCUUUCCGGUCGCGGUGGCGCACACCAUCGGACAUGUCGCCGCCACCGUGAGCAUGUCAAAAGUUGCAGUUUCAUUCACUCACAUAAUCAAGAGCGGCGAGCCUGCCUUCAGUGUUUUGGUGUCCAGAUUCAUCCUCGGGGAGACAUUUCCGCCGGCGGUCUACCUGUCACUCCUUCCAAUCAUCGGCGGCUGCGGCCUCGCCGCCCUAACAGAGCUCAAUUUCAACAUGAUUGGUUUCAUGGGGGCCAUGAUCUCGAAUCUGGCGUUUGUUUUCCGUAAUAUAUUUUCGAAGAGAGGAAUGAAGGGGAAGUCGGUCAGCGGGAUGAAUUACUACGCCUGCUUAUCGAUCUUGUCUCUAUUCAUCCUCACUCCGUUUGCCAUUGCUGUCGAGGGACCACAGCUUUGGGCUGCAGGUUUCAAAGAAGCUGUCUCGCAAAUUGGACCCCAAAUCGUUUGGUGGAUGGCUGCGCAGAGCGUGUUUUACCAUCUCUACAAUCAGGUGUCUUAUAUGUCACUUGAUGAGAUUUCUCCUUUGACGUUUAGCAUUGGGAAUACGAUGAAACGUAUCUCUGUCAUUGUCGCCUCCAUCAUUAUCUUCCGGACACCCAUAAGCCCCGUCAAUGCACUUGGAGCUGCUAUUGCGAUUUUCGGAACCUUUUUGUACUCGCAGGCAAAGAAGCAAUGAACGCAGCAGCAGCAGCAGCAUAUCAUUAUAUCGUAUGUAUAACGGAAGAGCAUAAGAAAAUUCAUUUAUUCGCAAUUUCUCGGCGUUUGCGGAGCAGGCUAGGCCAGGCAAGCAGCAGCUGCUUUACUUGUAGAUAUUAAUAACAAUAAGAAGAUGAUGAUUCAUGAGAGUUAUGACAAAGAACCCAACCCCCUGUUUUGUUUUGUUUUGUUUUGCUUAAUGAUGAUAUAUUUAUGUAUACUAAAGUCUACAGACAGCUUGAGGUUGAGCUUGAUUGAAUUAAGGAACAAGGAUGAGGAUGAUAAGGAUGUGUGGUUCUUGUUGUUUUGUAGUGUAAUGUAGAUUUUGGAGAAUGGGUAUGGGAUCUGUACCCCACCCCACCCCACC
This is a messenger RNA of Andrographis paniculata, 1769 nucleotides long. Its product is annotated as glucose-6-phosphate/phosphate translocator 1, chloroplastic. The transcript has 5 exons. Gene Ontology annotation, biological process: transmembrane transport. The coding region runs from base 216 to 1382 and encodes 388 amino acids. The record is from RefSeq and is a predicted model, not a curated record. Lineage: Eukaryota; Viridiplantae; Streptophyta; Magnoliopsida; Lamiales; Acanthaceae. Gene Ontology annotation, cellular component: Golgi apparatus; membrane. Gene Ontology annotation, molecular function: triose-phosphate transmembrane transporter activity; phosphoglycerate transmembrane transporter activity; antiporter activity.